Molecule: messenger RNA, 5056 nt
Organism: Amblyraja radiata (thorny skate)
Lineage: Eukaryota; Metazoa; Chordata; Chondrichthyes; Rajiformes; Rajidae
Gene: lrrc45
Product: leucine rich repeat containing 45
Exons: 18
Coding region: 241-2268 (675 amino acids)
Cellular component (GO): plasma membrane; centrosome
Molecular function (GO): protein binding
Source: RefSeq, a predicted model, not a curated record
CCUGAUCACAAACACUCGCUGACAGCCCCCUCCCCCCCCCCCCCCCGAGACAAAAGCAACACAGGUCGCUGGCGAGUGAAUUAAUGCCCAGUGACGGGGGAGGCGAUGGCACCCUGAAGCUGCCCAUGGCACCCUGAAGCUGCCCGCAUCGUGCUGUCUGCCGUCGCCGUGCGGCUCUUCAGAACCAGUGUGUGAGGAAGAAUGUUAUAUUGAAGAAGCAAUUUCCACUGACAGAUUUCCAUGAUGGAAGAUUUCAAGAAAACUUAUCUUCGCCUCUGUAAAGAGUAUUGUAUUGAACCCCUGGACUGCAUUUUGAAUCAGUUGACCGAAACCUGUGAUGGAAACCUAAAAAAAAGGCUGGAUCUUUCGACACAGUCUCUCUCUGUUGACACAUGUGCAGUACUGGGAAAGGUUUUAAUGAAUGACAUUGUGUUUGCAGAAAUAAUGCUUUGUGACUGCAUGCUGAAUGAAGAAGGUGCCAGGUAUCUGUUGUGUGGACUAUCUACGAACACCGUAAUUCAAACCUUAGACCUUAAGGGUAAUAAUCUGCGAGCAGCUGCAGCUGAAGCACUGGGAAAGCUGCUGCGACAAAACAAGUCUCUCAAGAGGUUGAUAUUGGAAUGGAAUGCUAUUGGAAUGUGGGAAGAAGGAUUUGGCAUCUUCUGUGAAGGAGUGAAAGCCAGCAAGCACCUUAAACAUCUAGACUUACGCAAUAAUCAGAUCAACCACCAGGGUGUGGGAGAGUUGGCACUGGCCUUAAGACACAAUGAUACAUUGGAGGAGCUGGAUCUUCGGUGGAAUAAUGUUGGCCUAAUAGGUGGGCGAGCAUUACUCAAUGCAUUACAACAAAACAAGUCCUUGGUGCGGCUAGAGCUCGCUGGAAACAAUAUUCCCAGUGACAUCUUGAAAGCCAUAGAGCAAGCAAUAGAUCACACCUCGGAAUGCAAAACAACUAAGAAGGAAAACAGAGUUCGGUCAAAAGUCCUCAGCAAUGAGAUCCAGUGCCUGAAAUCAGAAAAAAAUAAACAGUAUCUCAACCUGAUGGGUGUAAUUGAUCAACAAAAGGAUGAAUUGUGCCAAACCAACAGGACUUCCACUGUACAAGUUGGACAUUUACAAGAAGCAUUAAACGAGAGGAGUUCUAUCGUCAAUUCUUUGCGGGCAAAAGUACAAAUGUCAGAAGCUGCCUUAACAUUGUCAGAACAAAAGACAAAUAACCUGAAAGAACUCUUGGAGAAGGCAAGAUUGGAAAAUUUUGAGUUGAAAGAAAAGCAUACAAAGGAGCUUAAAAAUGAGCAAGAGGGAUCGAGUAAUCGAGAGACAAAGUUAACCAGAGAAUUAAAUACAACAAACCUUAAAACCAUGGAGCUCAAAAACAAGGUAGAUGAAUUGGAACGACGGAGUAAAAGCCAGCACGAUCAGAUCUGCCAUCUGAAGCAAGAAUUGAUCAGCAUGACUGCAGACAUGAAACGGAAAGUAGCGCAAACUGAAGAGCGCCUAGAAGCUGAGAAGAAGAGAUAUAAACAAGUGCUGGAUGAUACAGAUGCAGUACGGCAGAAAGAGAUGAACCACAUGAAACAUAACCUGGAUGAGACACAGCGGUCACUGCAGGAAAGGAUUCACAAACUUGAAGACGUUAAACUUCAGCUGGAAGAAGACUUAAGCCGGGCAAAGGCAGCUGCGAUAACUGACCGGGCACAAGCUGAAGAGGAGCAGAUCAAAAUAAGGAAUCACGCACGAUUGGAAGAGCAACAGAGAUUAGUUCACUUGGAAGAGAAGGUACAUCACCUUAAUCAGUCGCGUGAUGAAAUCCAGAAUCGUUGCACAGUCCAGACACAAACCAUCACUGAGCUACAAGGAAAGAACAAUAAGCAUACAUUUGAAAAUGAAAGUUUAAAGCGCCGAAUCGAAGAUCUAAAUCAGGAGCUAUCUGGCAAGGAUCAAGAGAAGGUUGCAGAGGUAAAUAAUGUACGAGUGGAGCUCCAAGAACAAAUUGGCCAUCUACAGGCAGAGAGAGCAGCACAGGAAGGACUCAAGGAGAAAAUUUCUGCCUUAGAGAGGCAAUUGAAAGUACAGUCAUGUAACCAUCGAGAAACCUUGCUGGAUAAAGAUGGUGAAAUUUCCUGCCUAUUAGAAAAAAUCCGUCUGAAAGACAACGAGAUAAUUCGGAUGAAGGAAGAUGAAGCACAACGAGCCAGCUUCCUACACAAUGCCAUCAUCUCCUACGUGCAAGGUUCUCCUCUCGGCAGCCAGUGUACAAAGAAAUGAAAUGUUACAGCAGGAAAAACAGAAAUGUGGGCAACUAGUACAGAGAGACAGAUUUUUUUCCUUCAAAUUUUGGAUUGUAAAUUGAUGCAUAAUUGCAAAUCCUUUGGAGAAAUAUUUAUAUUUUUGGUACAGACUAACUCAAUCCACAUGUAGAGAGAUGGCGGAUGAUGUUUGCAAUGCUGUGUGUCAACAGAAGAAAGGUUCUAAAUGAGAUGAUUUAUGAUGUAAAACAAAUUUUGAUGGUAGACAAUCAAGUCUGAGAAAAGGUACAAGACUGAAAAAUUAUAGCCUUUAUUUGAUUAUUGUAAUUGUAAAUAUGUUUGUGGUGAUUCAUGUACAGAUUAUCAGAGAUUAGUUUGCUUCAUGGGAGAUUUAAGUAAUUGGCUUGGUAAAAAUGAUGUGCAAUUUCUGUUUUGGGGUUCUUUAAUGUUUCCGUGGGGAAAUCCUGCAGUUUGCUUCUUUCACUAAAAUUUUAUAUUUUAUACUUUGACAUCUCGAAAUCAGAAUGUGCAAUUCACAGUUCUUAACACUAUCUAUUAAUGUUCAGUGAAUCUCUGGUGGAUGAUGAAAUAUUCUGUCCAAACAUAUGGGACUGCACAGAAGCUGUUGAACUUUACAAUUUCUGUGCCUUCAUCCAUAAAAAUCUCCUACGGAGAUUAUUUGCACGGUGGUGUUGAAAACUGGUAUAUGUACGUGACUGUGAAUGUACAAGAGAGUGGAUUGGCACCUCACCUUUGAAGUCUCUUGCAUCAACUGUUACUCCAUAAUAAUGUAGAACCAGGACAUCCCAAAUGGUAAAAUUAAUUUAUCCUGUUGAGAGGGGUGGUGAGGUGGAAAACGUUACUGGUGUACUACAACGUAUGGACAUUUGGGCAAGUGAGAAAGUGGGUACACAUUUUGAUGAGAUAUUUUCCAAAGAAAAUUAUGUAAGAUGUUACAUCAACAUCUGAUAACAUUGAGUUGUAUAGUUUCUCAAUGUCUGGACCUUAAUCUACAUGAGGAAAUGCAUAUAGUCUGUUUUGCUUAGUAUCAUAUGGAAGAGAACAGGGCUCUGGCUAGAUGCUUGAAGGUUCCCUCAAGUAAUAACAAGGAGUUGGAAAGAAAACCCAAAAGGGAGAUGUUCUGAGUGAGUACAUCUGGAGAGAUAAAUAAGAAUGGACCCAAGUGAGAGUUUAAAAAAUUCAGCAGGUCAAGCAACGUUUGUGAAGGUAAAAGAUGCAAGUCAAUGUUUUGGGUCAAGUCCCUGCAUCAAGGCCAAGACAGAAGAAGAAAGGUCAGCAGACGACACCAACACAAAAGGGGAUCGGACAAGGCUGGUAGGUGAUUGGUGGAAACUGAUGGGGAAAGGAUGAUGGGUGGAGGGAACGAGAUGGAGUGGGACAGAGUCUGGUUGGUAAUGGGUAGAAUCAUAGGGAGGGAUGAUGGCCAGGUGGAACCAGGUGAGGGGAUGGGGGUAGCAAAGGUGAAUAAAUGGACAGGAAAACUAGAUGGACAAGUGAGUGUGUGAGUGGAGGGCACAGGGAGUAACUUGUUGGCUCUGGAGCAAUCCAUAUUCCAAAACUAUUCAAGCAACCCCCCACCCCCCCAACAUCGGUAGUUACAUAAGUAAUGCUUCCUGUACUUGUCCCAAACUUGUCGAGUUCAUCACGUUUGUCACCAAUUUCUACACUCUCAAAUUCACCUGGAUCAUUUCUGAUACUUUUUCUAUAUCUCUCACUCUCCAUCUCAAGAGAUAGACCUGCCACCAACACGUCCAUGAACCCACCGACUCCCAAACCUACUCCAACUAUACCUCCUUUCACCCUGCCUCCUGUAAGGAUGCUGCCCAUAUUUUCCUUCAGAGUCUCUAUCUCCAGCAAUAUCUGUCCUCAAGACGAGCCUUCUGCUCAAGAGCUUCUUGAGUGUCUUCCAUUCCUCUGUAAGUUUGGCCUCUUCUUGUGUUCCUUGCUUGAUAGAGCCCUCAAUGCAUUACCUCCAUUUCUCGUGUCUGCUCACCAUUCCCCCCCCCCCCACUUCUCUCCAUAGAGAACAGCCAUAGUUCCUUCGUUCCUCAGUUUUACCAUACCAGCCCAUGCAUACAGUACAUUUUCCUCCACCAUAGCUCUAAUGUGACCCAACCCCCAGUCACAUCUUUCCCUCUUCCUUCCCACCCCACACUAUUCUGAUUUCCACAGAAACCACUCUCCUCGUGACUCCUCAGUUUCUUAAUUCCUCCCUAUCUAUGCCUCCCCAAGUCCUACCAACCUGUCCUUGUAUGCACCACCUGUCCCUUCACCUGCUCCUUCGUUGCCAUCCAAACAUCCCUUCAAAGUAAGGCAAAGAUUCACCUGCACCUCUUGCAACCUGGUCUACUGCAUUUGGUGCUCACUAUGUAGUCUCCGUAACAUUGGUGUAACCAAGCAUAGACGGGUUGACAUGCACACUGUCUGUAAUAGCGAUUUUGAGCAUUAUGUCAUUUUAACUCCUUCCCACUCCCACACCAACCUCUCCCUUCUCCAUUGAAACAGAGUGACAAAAUGCAUAUUUUAACAACACUAUCUCGUAUUCCACUUGGGUAACAAGCUGCCAAUGAUAUGAACUUUGAAAAAUCUUGAGGGGCAGAGAGAAAAUGAUUGCUCGCCAUCUUUGUUUAACAGGGCAAGGAUAUCUAAAGCUAAAGGGCAUCAUUUUAAGGUGAGAGGGGAAAGAUUUAAAGGGGACCCAGGGGCAGAUUUUUCUUCAUAUGGUGGUGGGUAUAUGGAACGAGCUACUAGAAGAAGUGGUAGAGGUGGUUAAAAUGACAACGUUU